Halichondria panicea is the source of this 781-nucleotide messenger RNA. Its product is annotated as sphingosine-1-phosphate lyase 1-like. Gene Ontology annotation, cellular component: endoplasmic reticulum. The record is from RefSeq and is a predicted model, not a curated record. Gene Ontology annotation, molecular function: pyridoxal phosphate binding; sphinganine-1-phosphate aldolase activity. Gene Ontology annotation, biological process: sphingolipid catabolic process; carboxylic acid metabolic process. NCBI's taxonomy places the organism in Eukaryota, Metazoa, Porifera, Demospongiae, Suberitida, Halichondriidae.
AUUGUGGACCCUAUUCAAGAGUUGCAUGGCUAAGCUUGGACUACGAUACAAAGUUGGUGUUCACGUGGAUUCUUGUUUGGGUGGUUUUGUUGUACCCUUCAUGGAAGAAGCUGGCUUUGAAAUGGACCCUUUUGACUUUCGUGUUGAGGGCGUGACGAGUAUCUCCGCUGAUACGCACAAGUAUGGCUUUGCUCCCAAAGGAACUUCUGUCAUCAUGUAUUCGAGUAAAUCUAUUCGUCGCAUGCAGUAUUUCGUGGCUUCUGAUUGGACAGGAGGAGUGUAUGCCACGCCCUCUAUCGUGGGUAGUAGAGCGGGAAGCCUCAUAGCUGCCACGUGGGCUACUCUACUGUACAUGGGACGCAAUGGUUACAUGGAAUCAACCAAAAAGAUUGUGACAACCAAUCGAAAGAUUGCAGCCGAGCUCAGCAGAGUACAUGUAUACGUUCUUGGGAGUCCAAAGGUCAAUGUUGUGGGUGUGGCUUCAAAAGAAUUUGACAUAUUAUUUCGCGUGUAUGAGAAGUUGAUUGAGCGUGGUUGGCAUAUCAAUGGUCUGCAGUUUCCAUCAAGCAUUCACUUGUGUGUGACAAUGCUACACACUAAAGAUGGAGUGGUUGACAAGUCUGUGCGUGAUGUGUCUAAAGUGGUGGCUCAAGUGGCCAGUGACCCCAAGGCUGCGUGUGGAGGUGUGGGGGCCAUGUAUGGUGUCUCUCAAACCAUACCAGAUAGAUCUGUCAUCAAUGAAAUAGCUGAGGGUUUCAUUGAUAUCCUCUACAAGUGCUGA